CUGCAGCGCUGCAGUUGAUCAGCUGAAAAUUACAAAGGAGCAACAAAAAAUACAAUGGAGAAGGAUUUGUAGUGAAUUUUUAAUGGAAAAGUUAGUGAUUUCUUAGCAAUUUGCAUUCUUAAAACAAGGUGAAUGAGAUGUCCAAAACCGUGCGUAAGUGUGUCUAUGGACGCAGACCACCAUGCUACAUACUCAGCCGAAUUGAGGAGAGAAAAGCCAAAGCCAGAAUUCUACGGCAAGAACGUCGACGAAAACCAGACAAACCCGAUGAUUUCGUGACAUAUGAGGACUCGGACAGUGAAGAGGAGACACCACAGCAGCAAAAUGAGAUUUUGAAUACUUCCUACAACUUUGUCGACUAUGUCCGGAGCCGAGAGUCGGACUUCAAUGAGGAACGAAGUAUUUGCCAAUCAUAUGCCAGUAGACACAUCCUCACGCAUGAUAUGUUUAAGGAGACUCCAAUUAGCCUGGGAAACAUCAACAAGGUGUUCUGCUCACAGUGGCUGAGCAACCGACAAGUAGUCUUUGGCACAAAAUGCAAUAAGCUUAUGGUUUACGAUGUGAAUAUGCGACGGGUGGAUGCCAUUCCCACCCUACCCAAUAAUCGCAGUAACAAUCCAGACACCCAGCAUGGUAUUCAUGCUGCUCAGAUUAAUCCUAGUCGGACUCUCUUGGCCACUGGAGCACGACACUCUGCCGAUAUAGCCAUCUAUCGUCUGCCAACACUCGAUCCCGUGUGCAUUGGUGAGAAUGGACAUCGGGAUUGGGUGUUUGACAUGUGUUGGCUGGACGAUCAGUUCUUGGUGUCGGGAUCGAAGGAUACGAAAGUUGCUCUGUGGCGCAUUAAUGAGGAUCUCAUAGAUUUUCCCAAUGCCAAUGGCGAGGAUGAGGAACAAACUUGUCCAUCUUAUGGGCAUAUUGUUCCUGUGGCCGUGAAGGAAUGUCGUACAGCUCAAAAGAUUAGAUCACUGUGCUUCAAUCAGGAAUACAAGGAGAUUGCUGUAUUAUCCCUCAACAGUUACAUUCAUCUCUUCAAUGCCGAAACUUUCUCGCAGAAAUUAUCCCGGAAGCUGCCCAACUGCCAGGAUAAUGUGUGUAUUGCAUGCCAACCGCAUGGACUCUAUGCUGUUGGGUGUCGUUCCUACACAUUACUCCUCGAUCCACGUACUCUUCAGGCUGUCAAGAAGAUCGCAUCUCGAUACAGUGGCUGUGGCAUCCGUUCGGCCAGCUUUCAGGAGAAUAUUCUCACUGUGGGAACGGGCUUAGGAAUGCUUAUGUUUUAUGAUAUACGAGCAGGAAAGUAUCUGGAAAGUAGUAUCAAUUCAUCAAGAACUGUUGUCCUGAAAGCCAGCAAAGGCUAUGUGUUUCCCGAAGAAGAAAUGGAUGGUUUUCAACAAAUUAAGUACGUUCCAGCAAUUUAUACCCAUUGCUAUGAUGCCAGUGGAACUAGAUUAUUUGCUGCCGGUGGGCCACUUCCGGCCAAUUUGGUGGGAAAUUACGCAGGAAUUUGGCAAUGAGGUAUAAAAAUCCUCUCUGGUUUGAUUUUGCAACAUUUCGAGAGACAAAAAAAAGGAUAAUGCAGAUAAAAGACCGUAAAACAUAUUUAGAUCACAAAAUAUUUAUUGAUGAUAUAAAAUUUAUUACAUAGGUGUAUUUUAAUUUUAUUUCUGAAUUCAUAUAUUUUAACUGUCAAGAAUAAAAGCUAGGCUGGGAUUCAACAGAAGAUCUUUUUGUAUUUUAUCACUCUGAAUUGGCAUAAGAAUAAAGCGGCAUUAAUUACA
Messenger RNA from Phlebotomus papatasi, 1781 nucleotides. It is a transcript of the gene DCAF12, whose product is annotated as DDB1- and CUL4-associated factor 12 homolog. The transcript is spliced from 5 exons. The record is from RefSeq and is a predicted model, not a curated record. Gene Ontology annotation, cellular component: Cul4-RING E3 ubiquitin ligase complex. The coding region runs from base 138 to 1517 and encodes 459 amino acids. Lineage: Eukaryota; Metazoa; Arthropoda; Insecta; Diptera; Psychodidae. Gene Ontology annotation, molecular function: protein binding.